AUGGCAGCCGUUUCAAAGGGCUUUGUGUCUGAGCGCCUGCUCUAUCGUGCAGUCGAGGAUUCAGAUGAAGAUAAGGCAUUCAUUUGGAAGGAGCUUGAGAACGACCCUAAUACUCAAUCUUUGACUUCUGUUGCCCUCCACCGCCCGAUGAGCAAAAAGGGCGCUGAAAGUCAUCUCAAAAUGCUCCAAGAAACUUUGCUCGCGGUCAUUAUUUGUAUUCGUCCAGAUACCUCCGAGGCAGAUCCACUUGACACAACUGAGGCUCAGCCCGAUCAAGCCUCUAAAGAUGUCAAAGAUACUAAGCCUAUUCCCAUCGGUCAAUUGAUUAUUGCCCACACCCGUGGUCCGACCGUCGCCCAUCAUCGCUGUGCAAAGCUUGGUAUAUCUCUUAUCGAUGGACAACGUGGUAAAGGAUAUGGAUCUGAAGCCAUCAACUGGGCGUUGGACUGGGCGUUCCAAAGCGCUGGGAUGCACAGGGUUUCUCUGGGUACAUUUUCUUUCAACCAGCACGGCAUACAUCUGUAUCGAAAACUCGGUUUUGUUGAGGAAGGGCGUGAACGUGAAUCUAUACUAUACAACCGUGCUUGGUAUGAUAUUAUCUUGUUUUCUAUGUUGGAAAGUGAAUGGGAGAAACUGAGGGGGAUUUCUCAACCAUUGAAAAAGCACCAAGAAUAG
This is a messenger RNA of Penicillium verhagenii, 675 nucleotides long. Its product is annotated as GNAT family N-acetyltransferase. NCBI's taxonomy places the organism in Eukaryota, Fungi, Ascomycota, Eurotiomycetes, Eurotiales, Aspergillaceae. Bases 1 to 675 code for a protein of 224 amino acids. The record is from RefSeq and is a predicted model, not a curated record. Gene Ontology annotation, molecular function: acyltransferase activity, transferring groups other than amino-acyl groups. The transcript has a single exon.